Messenger RNA from Exophiala mesophila, 2197 nucleotides. RefSeq lists its product as uncharacterized. Gene Ontology annotation, molecular function: RNA binding. The record is from RefSeq and is a predicted model, not a curated record. The coding region runs from base 304 to 1896 and encodes 530 amino acids. Lineage: Eukaryota; Fungi; Ascomycota; Eurotiomycetes; Chaetothyriales; Herpotrichiellaceae. The transcript has 5 exons.
UUUGAUUGUUCGCAUCUCUACCCAAACCGCUAUCUUCUUCUUCAUCGCGACUCAUUCCAUUUCGCGCCCGAAGAACCGAACGAAUUUUAGUAGAAGCUGCAGAUUCGGCCCUACUACUGAUUACUGUCGUCGCAGGAACCUCCUGUCUAGACACCUUGACUCUUCAACUCGAUCUCCCUUACGCUUACGAACAUCUCACCCAGUAUUUGCCACAGUCUUCGCUUUGCUGCAUCGAUCCGCAUUCAAAUAUCUCAUUCCUUUGCUCUCGCCUUUUAAUUGUCCUUGGAAAUUGUGUUAGACAAGAUGACGGAACCAGAUGAAGUCGAAGAAGAUCUCUUCGCUGACCUGUACGAUGGCGAUGAGCCUGCACCUUCCUCCAACUCUCUGACCCAAAGCGCUACCACGACGGCGCCUGUGAACCCCGCAGCCAGCACUCAAAAUGAUGUUCCCGGCUACGGCGAAGAACCCGAGGUUGCUUAUGAUCCCAACUCGUUCGAUGUUGAUAUCACCACAAACGACGAUGCGAUCAACGACCCACAAGCAUCCAACUUCGAGCUUGACUCUGAGAAACCCCCUCCCGUUGAGUCGUCGGGGAUUACUAUGAAAGAAGAUGGGAAAAUGUUCAUUGGUGGACUCAAUUGGGAAACCACAGAUCAAUCCCUUCACGAUUACUUUUCACAAUUUGGCGAGGUUCAAGAAUGCACAGUUAUGCGUGAUAGCGCUACGGGACGAUCACGAGGCUUUGGCUUUCUUACCUUUCGGGAUCCCAAAACGGUCAACACGGUGAUGGUGAAGGAGCAUUUCCUUGACGGCAAGAUUAUUGACCCUAAGCGAGCGAUUCCUCGAGACGAACAAGAAAAGACGGCCAAAAUUUUUGUGGGUGGUGUCAGCCAAGAAGCGACCGAAGAAGAUUUCGAGGAGUUCUUUGCCAAGUUCGGGCGAGUGGUGGACGCAACCCUGAUGAUGGACAAGGAUACUGGCAGGCCCCGUGGCUUUGGAUUUGUGACCUUUGACAGUGAUGCGGCGGUGGAGCGGUGCCUCGAGAAUCAACCUCUUGCAAUUCUUGGCAAACAAAUCGAGGUGAAACGUGCUCAACCGAGAGGCAAGAUGGGCGAAGAGGAUGAGUCCGCUCGAGGAGGCCGUGGCCGAGGCAAGUUUGGUCGAGAUGAUCGCUUCGGCAAUGAUAACAAUUCAGCUGGGCAAGGGAACCAGAACCCAGGCGCAAACAUGGCUGGCGGUAUGACUCCUCAGAUGAUGGCACAGUACUGGCAGCGAAUGCAACAAUACUUUGCCAUGAUGCAGCAGUCGAUGGCGUCGAACAUGAUGGGAGGAAUGGGCAUGAACCCUCAGAUGAUGGCUCAAAUGCAGAUGCAACAGAUGCAGCAGAUGCAGAAGAUGCAGGGCGGCAACAGCCCCAACCCGCAGAAUGGGGGCAACAUGGGCAUGACGCCUCAAAUGAUGCAGCAGAUGAUGCAGAUGCAACAGCAAGGAGGGAUGAAUGGAAUGAACAUGGGCAAUGGCCGUGGCGGCAUGGGACAGUCCAACAACGGCGGCCGGGGUUCGUUUUCGGCACAGGAUCAGAUGGCGUUUGAACAGCAAAAGUACGAACACCAAUCGGGCGGACGACGUCAAGGAGCAUUGCCAACAGGACCUCGGGGUGGUGGAUUCCAGAACCAAAACCCUCAAUCGUGGGAAGGCAUGUAUGAUGAUGUUCCACAACCGGAUGGAAGAGGAUCAGUAGGACCGGUCCGCAACAACACACCCAAACCACCCAAAGGACCCAGUGGAGGAAACCAGGCAGCUCCUGCAAACGCACCCACGGGGCCCAAGAAUGCUGGGAAACCUGCUGGGAAUUUCCGCGGAGGACGAGGCAGAUUUCAUCCAUAUGGACGAUGAGUAUGUUGGAUGCGGGCGGCCAACGAGGGUGUAAGAUCUUUGACGAAGGAACACGGUUUCGGGCGAUUCUAACGCAUCAUCAGGCGUUGAUGGAAAGCAGAGGAUGGCAUGGUCGCGGUCAUAGUCGAAGGUGUUUUGUGAGAAACUGGCCUCAAGAGACUAUGGGUCAUUCAAGCUAAGUCAUGGAGAUUUACUGAUGGAGAGGCCUUUUGUGAUGACCACAGAGCUCACAAUUGAAGCAAGCAGACGACAAAUGCAUGUACUAUCAAAAAAAUGGGAUUAAUUUCUUGCCAAAAAGAAA